This is a messenger RNA of Odontomachus brunneus, 5051 nucleotides long. Its product is annotated as INO80 complex subunit D. The coding region runs from base 1054 to 2604 and encodes 516 amino acids. The transcript is spliced from 3 exons. Lineage: Eukaryota; Metazoa; Arthropoda; Insecta; Hymenoptera; Formicidae. The record is from RefSeq and is a predicted model, not a curated record. Gene Ontology annotation, cellular component: nucleus.
UAGGAAAUCUAUGAGCGCGCGAUAGUCAUCGCGAUUCGUGGAAUAACGGUGAAUUCGAUCGUUGGUGAUUCGCAUAAAUUUCUCAAUGUUUCUCUCCCAGCAUCCGUAUCCGCUCAUGUUGUCACGUAGAAACGCGACACAGAGGCAUUAACCUAAGUCAUCGGAAAGAGAAUGUACGACAAACAGCGACGAUCAGUAUAGGUUAUGUUACAUUAAUACACGAUAGAGGCGGAACAGUCUUUGUCAUCGCCGUCGCGGUCGAGGCAGCAAGUUUGUCCUUUGUCCGCCGCGGAGCACGUUCCUCCUUACGGUGCAUUACGGUAUCAUCUAAAAUUAGUCGAUUCUCCGCGCGGCGUGCGGAACGCGCUGUAUUCGCGCGAGCGUGUCGGCGUAUUCAGGGAUUUUUCGUGUCCAAGAACUGGCCGUGUGUGCGCUGGUCGCCAUUUUGCUUCCCCCGCACGUCUGACAUGUCUUUCUAAUGUUAUUAUCGACGAAUGUUGAAAUUUGUGGGUGAAACUCCGUUGUAACGUAACGAGCGGCUCUCUCACGGGGAAAAGAUCGGGCCGAGUCUGAUUGGUCGACGGGCAUAGGUCACCGUCACCGUCGUCCCAGCAGCAAUUUCCAUUGUUCCAACCUCGGACCGAGCGAGACACGGGACCGAUCUACACGGAGCCAGGCCCACCAGGUUCGCGUUUACGAGCCGUCGUCGAGGGCAAGUAUGUCGUGAGAUUCAUCUGAGGAGCUCGUCUGGCUACGCAGCUGAGAACCACGUCGCGAUAUCACGCAAGGUGUCCCGUUGUCGAUGUGACGAGCGAACCUAACCACAAACACGCACACCUUCGAUCGGCGACGUGUAUGCGCUCUUGUGUCAACAGUGGACAGAUCUCGCUCAAUGAUAUGGCUCUGGACCCGCGGAUAUCGAUACGCAAUCUACCAGUUACCGACGUUUCUACGCACCAACGCGCGACGCAGUUGCUCAAACAUGUGUAGGGCAUGUUCGGUGUAGACUGCUACUAUGCGAGGUAGAACAGGUCUGGACAGAAGCAGCAAUCAAUGAAGGUCCUCAUUUCCGAAAACUCAAACAUGGACAAUAAAUUGAAGUUUUCGGAGCGUUUGAAGGCUUUGCUGAAAACCGAGGCUCAUCAAGAUGUAGAUCCGUACAUUUUUAGUGAACCAGAACCGUUCUCUACGGCGGCAGGGAGAAAUGUCGCGGUACAGCAAAUCCCGGCGACAAAUUCGACAGUGAUGCAAAGUUGUAAGAACAGCAAGUCGUCCAAGGGGAAAUGCAUGAAGCAGAAGACGAGGAUAGCGCCGGUGGCGAACGCGGGCUACUGCACGACUGUCGGAGUCAAUACCGUGACAGAAGCGGAUGUCGGGGCCGAGGUCGGAGGCGAGAGUCUCGAUCGCAAAUUUUCAAGUUUGGUUCAGCAUAAGCAGCGACACAUCGAGAAUCUGCAGAGACUAAGAUCCAGGAGGCAAAAUCGGGACCAUACUUUGUUGUAUUAUCCUAAAGCUGGGGACGAGAUAUCCGACAGUGAGUCGAGCGGAGAUGAGAUGAUGAUCUAUCAGCGUCACUGGUUCCCCGGUGAAUUCCCCACGACGUUGAAUCGCGCAGCUCGGCUGUCCCAGGUGCGCUCGCAACUACAACGACGGUUACUUCAGUUAGACACUGUCGGGCCGGAUGCCGAGGUUCUCUUGCGGCAUCGAGUCAAAUGUUUAUUAGAGGCCGCUUACAAAGAUCCCGCUUCUACCGCGAGGGCUUUGAGCGAUUCUCCGAGUACCAGCAAGGUGCUCGACGGACCACUAUUAGUCGGUGGACCAUGCGGAGCGGAAGGAUGCCAGCAAACAUCUCUGCCUUGUACCCGGCACUGUUCCCGCCACAUCAUGCUAAACGGAGAUCAGCUUCUAUUCGAGCAUUGCACUGCCAAAUUUAGUGACAACACACAAUGUUGUAUUCCUGUGUUUGACGUUGCACACGAAUUACCUCUUUGCCCGGAACAUGCCAGGAAAAGGGACAAUUACCACCGUAAAGCCCAAGAAUCCAAACCAAAGAAGGCCCGCAAAAAGCCAGCUUCACCCACCACCCCGCGGCCUAAGCCCAAAUCCAGGCCGAAGAAGCGCAAGCGGCCGCCCUCGAGCAACAAAAUAGAGACUAAGGCUUCUGCAUUGAUGCACGAGGAGAGUCAUUACAUGAGCCAAAUAAACUGUAGUGAAAAUCAUACGAAGACAUUAAAUAAUUUGAAUGUUCCACAGGGAAGUUCAAAUUCGUCUAACUUAAAUCUAGGGUUGGGAUUAGGCUCGCUCGGGCUGGGCGGCGGACUCAAAGUCGAGCUUGGAGAUCACGAAGUAUUCGCUUCUUUGGAUUCCGCUGAGCAUGACUUCGGCAAUGUGCUCAACAACUUACCCGCGGAUGCUUUUAACGACUUAUUUAUUGAGGGUAGGAACGGCGAAUACGAACCGUCGAGAGAGGAAGAGGAGGAAUUGGAGCGAGCCCUGGAAGAGGUUGAUAAAGACGUACGAAAUUUGGAGAGGAUAACGGGGCAAACGCAUGGACUUUUAGAGCCGGCGUUGCUCGCUCAGCUUAUGUCGGACAUUGCCUCGUAGCCCCACCAAUCUUAAAGUAAUAAUUUGGAGAUGAGUUCGCGUGUGUUCCUCAUAACGUAGAGACAAGUACUGUUCGUGUCUGUGCUGCUAAAAAUGUAAGAUUGUGUUAUAGACUGUCAUUAUAUAGCCUUGCAAAUUCGAGAUAAUGGCAGGGAUCGACAUACAGAAAGUAAAAGGAAAAAAAAAUGAAUCAGUAGCAAAAUUCUUAUGAAUUUAGUAUAAACAGCAUCGGAUACAGUACCACGGGUAGAUUUAUGUGAGACGAGUAGCGACAUAAAAAGCCGAAAAUUCCAUCCUUUUUGACAAAUAACCACGGGCGUUUUCUCUGUCAUCAUCAUAACACUUGCAAUACAUUUGUAGCUUAUUUGCGGACAUUCUGACUUGCACUCGAGAAAUUCACUUAGAAAAAUUGUUGUAGUCAUAAUAAUACAUGUGAUGAUUUUUAAGGAUACGGGAUGUACGACAAAAGGAGUAGAAGAAACGAACAAUGUUACACAAGUGGUUCGGGCUAGGUUCCAAUAUACACGAGAUAAAAGUACAUAAAUAUGUACUUUUAAUUUUUAUACGCGACUUGUUUUUACUAAAACGAAGAAGAACAGGAAUUAUCUAAAUUACGUUACUAAUAUAGCUCCCAUAUUUAUUGAAUUACACAUAAUGUCUAGCUAAUUGCCGAUUACUCGAAUAAUAGGUACAAGAGUAUUUUGUAUGACUGAUUUGUAAUGAUUUUAUCCGUUAUCUCACUUCUACUAUAGCGGUUGUAAAAUAGAAAUUCUGAUUUAUAAAUAUUUAGCUACCGAUUAAAGUGCAGAAUAACUCGGGCUUUGAGUAACGUAACAUUCGCGAAAGAUGAUUUGUGGCGUUCACAAUACAAUUUUAAAGUACCUUUCUCUCAUCAUUGGACGAAAUUGCCGUAGUCACAUUAUCCAUUCGCAAGAUUACUUUUACAAUGAGUGACAUUUGCGUUUCGAGAAGAAACGGAUGAUUCAAUGAGGAGUAUCUUACGCAGUAUCAUUUGUUACAAAAGAAAAAAAAUGCACCAUUCUAAUAAAACACAUUUUUCCACAAUUCGAUUAUCAUUGCAGAAAGAAGAAAAACCUUGUGCAUAGAAUAUAUUUAUACAAACACACGACUGAAUUUAUAAGAAAGACAUAUAGAUGUGUCUAUGAUACAUACAUACAUACAUUGCAUACAUACAUACGUAUGUGUAUGUGUGUGUAGAAAUAAUUAAUUUUUAUCGUCUGAUUGCUGCAAUAACACAGCUAAAAAUAAUCACAUAUAUAUUAUUAAUGAUACGUGCAUAAUGAUCGAUAUUGUCAGUUUUGUCCAUUCUGUAUUAUAUUCAUGUAGGCAAAAUGUUCAGCGACAAGUAGCUAUAAUAUUUAAGUGAAGAUGAAAAUUAACGAAAAAGAAGUGCCGAACGAAUUUUUAUUUUUCAACAUUGUUACUGAAUGCGCAACGUAAAGCUUUGCAACUUUAGUGAGAAGAUGACAUGCUACAUACACUGGCUAGGGGUUGAGGGGGAUAUAUCAUUAUCGCGUACAUCACGAAAGAGAGUACUUUACUAAUGAUUAAUUCAAAAAGUUUCUUUUUUUUUUCUAGUGGUGUAAAGGCACAGGAUUUUCAAAGUAAAACUAGAUCGGUGUCGUCGCACAGAUGGCUGAAUUACUGCCAUUUGACCUUAAAACUAUUCGCAAGUACAUACAGUAGUAUGUCCUUAUAACUCCGCAUACGAAGAAACGUAGAGAUAUAAAAUUCGUCGAAGUUCACAUUAUGUGGCGCACGAUGAUGAAAUAAUUAUCAUAAUUUUAAUACAUAUCUUAAUAAAGUGUAACGGGGAAACUCCGAGUGUCGUGCAUUAUGUGUGUGAUUAUACCUUAACAGUAAAAUAAUACAAUUUACACAAUACUCACGAUACAUACGGAUGCGAGAGUGAGCAGAGAUGAUGUGAUCUUGGAGAAUCUAGUUUUUAUUAUCAAAAUUACUGUGCCAAAUACACGAAAGGGAGGAAAAUAUUUCUCGUGUUCCUUUUUCUUUCUCGUUUUCUUUAUUCUUGUUGCAACGUGAUGCGUGUCAUUUAUUCGUGAGAGACGGUUUGUGAAGAAGCGCGCUUUAAGUAAUGAAUGUUUAGCUGAAUGUGAAUGAUUACACAGGCGAAACGUUAAGUGAAAAAGGAAAAAAAAUUUUAUCACAUGUAAAUGAAACGCGAAAACAGAAUAAUUUACAGGUCGACCCAUAUUGGGGAUUAAAUUAGUGUCGUAUACAUUGUUACUAUGUAUAAUGGUAGUAAGUAGGUAACAAUAAUGAAUUAUUUAUGGACAGGACAAUGCCGAAUUUAAUCAUAACAUAAGCGCAUUGCUUGAAAUGUACCUAUACGUGUAUCUCCUUGUAAAAUAUCAGCAUUAUUACUCUUGAUUAGGCAUUACCAAUUACAGUAAGCAUAUUUUUUA